Messenger RNA from Durusdinium trenchii, 6039 nucleotides. Lineage: Eukaryota; Dinophyceae; Suessiales; Symbiodiniaceae. The record is from the annotation of a GenBank genome assembly.
AUGUGGUUGGAUCGAUUGGUCGGUGCCGAUGACGUUGGCACCCAGAUCUCGGUCGUUUUGAUGAAGGAUUCGACCGAUGGUGAGGUCUGGUGUGGCUUGGCACAUGGCCAAAGAUUUCGUUUUGGUGGUGGGACCUCAUACAAGGUGGGGGAUAAGAUGACCUUUCAUUGCUGGAUUGUCACAGGGUUUGGAGUUGAUGGGGAUGUCCUCUUGAACCCCAGCAGUGAUAGUGCCGUUUUCUCAUGUGGUCCCGGAACAGCCGAUUCACGAACCACUUUGUCAUGCUGUAGUGGCCUCGGUGGCAUUAUUCUUGGAAGCUCCUGGGCUGGCUUUGCUACUCAGGGAAUGAAUGACAUCAGCCCCUUGGCUUCGAAAUCGCUUGCGGCCAAUUUUGGGCCGGGGGUUGUCACAGGUGACUUGGCCUGUCCUCGAGUCGCCAGGGAUUUGCACCAGCUGUGUGAGGGAAUUUCGCCAAUCCUGGAGGCUGGCUUCCCAUGUCAGCCUUACAGUGUUUUAGGUGAUCGUCGAGGAUCCGCUGACGAGAGGGCCGCGGUCCUCACCUCCAUUCUUAGGUUGGGAUGGCUGACCCAAUGCGGGGGAGUAGUACUUGAGUGCGUUCCAGGAGCUAGUGCCGAUCAGUGGGUUCGUUCGACUUUGUCAGCAUUCGCCACCAAGAUGGGGUUCCAGACCUCGGAUGGCAUCCUCCAUUUAGAACGAUUCUGGCCUUCCAGGCGUUCUCGCUGGUGGUGGGUUGCAACACCAUCAGCAUGGAAGUCGAUUGAGAUCCAUGAUCUCCCAAGAAGCGGCUGGCAGAAGCUUAGUGACAUCCUCAAAGAGUGGCCUGUUUGGGAUGUCGAGACGGAAUCCUCCCUUCAAUGGACACAGGACGAGUUGAAGUACUUUCGUGAUGUUCGCUUUGGGCCUGACUCCCGCAGGCUCAACAUGUCAGGGCAAGCUCCGACGGCAUUGCACUCCAUUGGUGCGCACUUUCGCGCCUGUCCAUGUGGCUGCAGAGGUGGAAAAUUUUCAGAUGCUCGUCUUGCACAGGGAGGAUUGCACAGCAUCGAGAUCCGCUCAGCACGUGACCCGACAGUUGCUCGACACCCUCACCCGCAAGAGCUCGGCUUCUUGCAAGGCAUCGAUUUGCGCUACCGAUAUCAGGAUCCUCCUGUUGACCAACUCUGCCUCAUAGGCGAUCAGCCGAUUUGGGAAUCCAGCACUUUUGAGAUUGGCACUUUGCUGCGUGGUGGAGGUGGCCCUACUCUCACUGCUUUACAGCACAUCCUCAAGAGCCCGGAUAUGUUCGAGCGCGAUGUUUUGAUCAAAAGGACACAACAUCAUGUGGUGCCAUUGCCCUUCUUCAUUUGGGAUGGAGGUUCCAUGGUGGAGGACGCAGUGAGGUUCAAACUGCAGUUGGAGAGUGGCUGUCGCCAUUUCUUAUUGCCAAAGGUGUUCCUGCGAGCGCUGUUGAUGAUCGCAUUGCCCAGGCUCGAGGGAAGGAGCAAUGGGGAGCGAGCAUUGAUAUUCCCAAACGGAAAGGCAGAGGCCAGACUCGAAAGAAUGAGCCAGCUCUUGACACACUCGUUGACCCUGGGAAGCUCAUCCUUGUCAAAGGUGUCCUGCAAGGUGGUGGUCAUGAGAUCGGGCAACUUGCUUUGUCAGAAGUGCGAUCAGGAGCCAUUGGGGCAGCUUUUUGUAGACCUGACGACGCCACGCAUUUUUUUGCAAGAGAGAAAGUCUUUGAGCGUUGGCCCCCUGGCACUCCUCAUCAUUGGAAGUGAACACAUUGAUGAUAAUCGCGUCCAUGCUUUGACUGUGCCGGCUCGGUACGCCCCUUCCGGAGCUCCAGUUCUUGUUCAAUGCAGGGCAUUGCAACUUGGCGAUGUCAAGAUCGAAGAAGCUGGAGGCCCUGCGCCUGAGGUUGGCGUGCUCCCGACAAAGGUCGUCCGGAUCCAGAUUUUCCGUGAUGAGUUUGAUGGUGAUUGGGAGGCUUUCACGAAGAAACCAGUUCGUGCUUUGAUCGAUCGACUUGAGCCUUUGCAGUUGUGUCGUGAGGCUGGUUGCACAUCCUCGUGUCACAAAUACCACCCGACCGUAGAGGAGAACGGUGUCGAGAGCGCUGUAGUUGAUCUUUGGGGCAAUCGUUGGGCAUCACACGAAGGCAAGCGAGGUGAAGCCAGCGAGGCUGAUGUUUUUUCUCUCUUUGUUAGGAUUCCUGAAUCAGGCUUCAAUGGUUUGCACAAAGCUUCCGGCCAGGGUGGCAUUUACAUUGAGCCUAGGCUCACUGAUGGUGCUGGGACUGAUGGCGCUUACGCAGUCAUCUGGCUUGGCCAUCUCUCCGGCCAACAGGUCAGGCACAUCGUCAAGACCGAAGAGAAGGCUAUUGCGACCACCAGACUUGGCAAGAGGUUUGGCAUCCGUGUGCGUGAAGCCAAUGCUAGCACAGGCAGCAAAGCCUGGGAGAUCGGAGCUCGCAAAGAGCCACCAUCCGAAGUCUUGAAGCUUGCAAGUGGAUUUGUCACAGUACCGUCAUCUAGUGACGCCCAUGGAGCUGUCAACACCAAGAUCCAGGAAGUUGAAAACCGGGUGCGUGAACAGGUUGAGAGCAGCCUGAAAGCCCACAUUGGUGACCUAGUGCAGAAGGAUGAAGAUAUGACAAGCCGAGGGGCUGAUGAUGAGCGACUGACCCGGCUUGAAGAUGAAAUCGUUGAGCUGCGGGAGCAAGGUGCCCGAUUUGAAGAGUGGUUCCAACAGGCAGGUGCGGUUGCAAAGGAGCAGCAGGCCAGAUGGGAUCAUUUCGACCAGCAGUUGCAAAGCCAGGCUGACUUUGGCAAUAAGCUUGCGCAGUCACAGCUCGACAAAUCCUUGGACCAGUACUUUCAGAAGCAGGGGACUGCGAUUUCCGGUCGGGGUGACUCUCCUGUCAGUGUCCCAUCUGAUGACGAUGAUGCACCAAGCGAUCAAGGUGCCAGUAUGCUUGAUGAGUUGGAAUUCAUUCCAUGGACCAUCGGGGAACUCGGAGAACUUUUGCUUGAGCCAAUAAGCAAGGAGAUUGUCCUCAGCAAAGGUGGACUCAGAGCUGUGAUGGGCGACUUUAAUGCGGCGCCCGGUACGCUGAGUGCUCACAAACUCUGGCGUCAGUGCGGCUGGGUUGAGGUCCAGGAGGAGCUUUUUGCACGCUUCGGAGUCGAGCCGUCCCCAACUUGCAAGGGAUCCUCGCGUCCAGACCAAAUCUGGGUAUGCCCUGAACUAGCAAGACUACUGACAGCCACCGCUGUUGUUCCCAUUUUCCCGGAUCAUGAUCUCUUGCUGGCAAAGUUCCAUGUUCCCAAUGAUGUGGCCUUCGAACGCCACUGGCAGAUGCCCACCAAGCUGCCUUGGCAUGCAGUCGACAAGCCGGCUCUUGAAGCCAAACUUGACACUUUAGAGGCCCCCAGCACCUCAGAGGACCCCACCACAGAGUUGAAACGAUGGGCAAGACGUGUCGAGGCUUGUGUUCGGGAUACGGUUGUUGAUGCCAGCAUCCAGUUGAUCAGGGUUGCUCAUCCCUUCCCUGAAGCGGGCGCUUUGAAAUGGACCCUUGAAGGGGUUGAUGCAGUGGUUACCCCAGCCGCCGACGGCUACAUCGUGGAGUCAGACCUUCUGUUGAUUGACGGCCAACGCCUGUCUUGCAAGGUCCUUGUUGAUGAGAUUGCAGUGAUUCACGAUCGCCUUCUUCGACUUUGGAACGCCAGGUGGGGCAAGCAUCUCAACGUCCCUGAUGACCACUGGCAUCGCAUUGUUUCUUUUGCCGCCAAUUUUUUGCCUCGAGGCCAUUGCCCUUUGCCGGCCAUAAGCUUUGACGUUUGGAUUCAGGCCGUCAAAUCCUUCAAGACUUUUGCCGCUCGGGGCACCGACGGUAUAGCUAGGGAGGACCUCCUUUCCCUUCCUCGCAAAGCUUGUUUGGACUUGAUCGAGUUUUUUCACAGAGCCGAACAGGGCCAAGGUUGGCCAGACCAAUGGCUGAGGGCGCACAUGCAUUGCCUGGCCAAAAAGGAUGAUGCUGAGGACGUCGGUUCUUACAGACCGAUCACUCUUUUUUCCUUGGCCUACAGGGUAUGGGCUGGCAUAAGAGCAAAGCAAAUUUUGAGUUUCUUGGGACUGUUUCGCUUCGAGCAUCAGAGUGGUUUUCUUCCGCAUGCAAUGGCCUCAGAUGUUUGGUUCUUUGUUCAGGCGGAGAUAGAAACUGCCUAUGCGACUGGCAGCCAGCGGUGUGGUCUCGUUGCUGACUUGGUCAAAGCGUAUAACACCAUUCCAAGACUCCCUGUCAAGUGUUUUCUGAACACUGUUGGAGCUCCUGAAGCAUUGACAGCCUGUUGGCAUGAUUUCCUCGGAGGUUUGAAGAGAUGCUUUGUGGUGCGUAACUCAGUGUCAGAUUCUGCGCUUAGCUUCACUGGGUAUCCCGAGGGCUGCCCUUUGUCAUGCUGCGCCAUGGUCUGCCUGGACAUAGCAUGGCAUGCGUAUCAGCAAAAGUUUGCACCUGUGGUGCAGCAUUUCUCGUUCGUAGACAACCUCGAGCUUGUUGCUUCCGAUGUCCGCAGCCUCAUUCGAAGUUUCUGUGUGAUGGAAGAGUUUAGUCGCAUUUGCGACCUAGAGAUUGAUCGUCCUAAGUUGUACAGUUGGGCUACUAGUUCCACCAACAGAAGAGCUCUGGAGGCAGGUGGCUUUAGGAUCCAACUUGAGGCAAGAGACCUUGGUGGCCAAGCCAAUUACAGCGCCAAGUCCUUUGUGAAGACUAUCACCGCCCGCAUUGACGGCAUUCAGAGCUGCUUUUCCGAUCUGCGAAAGUCCACCCUUGACACGUGGGCGCGAGUACGUUGCCUGUCGAACGCGCUAUGGCCCAGAGCGCUACAUGGUUGCGAAAGCGUUCGUUUGGGCGAGGGACACUUCGCUAAGCUACGGUCAGGGGCCAUGACCGCCUGCAGGUGGAAUAGACCUGGCUCUUCGCCAUGGGUGAGGAUCGCAUUGUUGAAAACAGAAAUUCUUGACCCCGAAUUUUUUCAACUGUGGCGUUCUUUGUGGCUUAUUCGGCGCCAGUGUAGCACCAACCACAAACUCCGGGCACUUUGGGCUCUUUUCAUGACUAGCGCACUGGCCUCUAAGGCCCAGGGCCCUUUCUCAAAGCUCGUGCAUUUGCUCCAUGACAUUGGCUGGUCCAUCAAUGAGCAUUUCUGUGUUGAGGUGCCGUAUGGUUUUCAGUUUAAUCUCUUGGAAUGUAGCGAAGCUGAGCUCAAAUGCCUGGCUGCCUACUUUUGGCGACAAAAGGCAGCAAAGCAUGUCAAGGGGCGGCGGAGUCUCGCCGAUCUUGAUGGCUAUGAGGCGGCCCAUGCCGAACAGUUCGAUCGAUCCCUGUCUCGAAGUGACUGUGAACUUCUUUGCAUAGUCCGUGACGGUGGUCAUUUCACUAAAGACUGCAUCUCUCACUUCAGCUCCGAGUCUGGGUUGUGUGACCUUUGCCAAGUAGAGGAUAGCAGAGAGCACCGCUUCUUGACAUGUCCCAGGUAUGUUGGUGCACGUGAGCAUUUUCCUGACCUGGCCUCAAAAUGGUGGGCUUUAAAGGAUUCCCUGGCGCUGCACGGCCUUACAAGUGCGAAUCCGUUUAAGCCCUUGUACUGGCAGGCUCUUUUUGCUUUACAGAACUACGAAAUUGAGUUCCGUUUCCCUCCUCCGGCAUCCGAUUGCUGGAUGAUCUUCACAGACGGCAGCGGAAGCAACCAGCAGAACAAAGAACUUGCUUUGAGUGCAUGGGCGGUCAUUUCCGCCGACGAGGAUGACAUCGUUUGCUCUGGCUGGACGCCAGGCCUCAUUCAGAGUGUACCACGGGCGGAAACUUGGGCACUUCUUGCAGCCGUCCGUUGGGUCUCCAACGAAAAGGGAAAUGCCCACAUCUGGAUCGAUAACCAAGGUGUUGUUGAAGUUGGCAGAAGUCUGAUUAGUGGAUUUGACUUGCCAGACGAAGUCGAGAACGAAGACUUAUGGAGGCCGAUGGGACUGGCUUAG